This is a messenger RNA of Daucus carota subsp. sativus, 2642 nucleotides long. Its product is annotated as ABC transporter B family member 26, chloroplastic. The coding region runs from base 205 to 2289 and encodes 694 amino acids. The transcript has 18 exons. Gene Ontology annotation, cellular component: membrane; chloroplast envelope. The record is from RefSeq and is a predicted model, not a curated record. Gene Ontology annotation, biological process: transmembrane transport. Lineage: Eukaryota; Viridiplantae; Streptophyta; Magnoliopsida; Apiales; Apiaceae. Gene Ontology annotation, molecular function: ATP hydrolysis activity; ABC-type transporter activity; ATP binding.
UCUAUUUUUAAGCAUUUCUUGGUUGAAAUAAACCAACUUAUUUGGAUAACUAGCUUAGCUGAGAGCCUGAAACCGCUAAAUUUCUAAACUUUUUCUACAACUCCACACUUCUCAACUUCAAUGGUGUGACAAAUAUUAUUACAUCCUAGUAUAUGGUUGCAUGGUACAAGUAAUGUUCAAGAAUUGUGAAACUAAUUUACAACCAUGUCUUUAACACUAUGCAAUCAUCUUCACUCUUCGUGCACUUUGAUUUCUUCACUCCAAGAAUCACAGAAUUUCAUCAAUUUAAGACCCAAUUCACUCAAAUUUAGGCUAGAUAAGUCAAGGAUCCGAUUGGUGUACCCGACCCGGAGAAAAAGGGUAUCUAGUUUUGCUUCUGUUAAUGGGUAUUCUGCUGUGCCAGGGAGUGAUUCAGAUGAAACCCAUGUGGAAUUUGGGGAGAAAGUUCGAAACUUUGUCGAAAAUUUCAUGGCUUUUUUGCCUGGAGGAAAGUGGUGGAAGUUUGAUGAUGAUGUGCAGAUUGAAAUGAUGGCUAAGCCUGUGACUGUUUGGAAGGCGCUUUCGAGAAUGUGGGAGCUUAUAAGUGAAGAUAGAGUGCUCGUUUUUGCUGCUUUUGCUGCUCUCAUUGUUACUGCUCUUUCUGAGAUCUCCAUUCCACAUUUCUUGACAGCCUCUAUAUUUACUGCUCAAAGUGGUCAAGUCGCAGUAUUUCAUCGGAAUGUGCGCCUUUUAGUUGUACUAUGUGUCACAUCUGGAAUAUGCAGUGGUCUGCGAGGUUGCUUUUUUGGCAUUGCGAAUAUGAUUCUUGUAAAGCGAAUGAGGGAAACAUUGUAUUCCACCCUCCUUCUUCAGGACAUCUCAUUCUUUGAUGCGGGGACUGUUGGUGAUUUGACUAGUAGGCUUGGGGCAGAUUGUCAGCAAGUAUCUCGUGUCAUCGGAAAUGAUUUGAAUCUGAUUUUCCGCAAUGUUCUCCAGGCCUCAGGUGCUUUAAUCUACUUGUUGGUAUUGUCAUGGCCUCUUGGUCUGAUAACCUUGGCAAUAUGCUGUGCUCUGUUUACUAUCAUGCUCUUCUAUGGAAAGUACCAGAAGAAAGCAGCUAAGCUGACUCAAGAGUUCACUGCUUCUUCCAACGAAGUUGCGCAAGAGACACUCUCUCUGAUGCGUACGGUUCGAGUUUAUGGAACAGAGCAACAUGAAACUCGAAGGUAUAAUAAGUGGCUUGAUAGGUUAGCUGAUAUAAGUUUGCGGCAGAGUGCGGCUUAUGGAAUAUGGAACCUCAGCUUUAAUACUCUUUAUCACUCAGUGCAGGUUACGGCUGUGCUGAUUGGAGGAAUGUCUAUUUUAGCUGGUACUUUGACGGCUGAGCAACUUACGAAAUUCAUAUUGUACAGUGAAUGGUUGAUUUAUUCAACUUGGUGGGUGGGGGACAAUGUGUCAUCGCUGAUGCAAUCUGUUGGGGCAAGUGAAAAAGUGUUUCAGUUGAUGGACCUUUCACCAAGUGAACAGUUCACGCAUCAAGGAUUAAAGUUGGAAAAACUUGAUGGUCAUAUUGAGUUUAAGGAUGUUUGUUUUUACUAUUCGUCGAGAGAAACGGUUUCUGUACUACAAUACAUAAACCUCGUGGUGCAUCCGAGUGAAGUUGUUGCAAUUGUUGGUCUAAGUGGUAGCGGGAAAAGCACUCUUGUGAAUCUUUUGCUUCGACUGUAUGAGCCAAAAAGUGGUCAGAUUUUGAUUGAUGGUUAUCCUCUUAAAGAUUUGGACACAAAGUGGAUGAGGGAGAGAAUAGGAUAUGUUGGACAGGAGCCCCGACUUUUCCACAUGGAUAUAAGUUCAAACAUACGAUAUGGUUGUACUAGAGAGAUAACACAAGAGGAUGUGGAAUUGGCUGCAAAGGAGGCCUAUGCUCACGGAUUUAUCUCAGCUCUGCCUAAUGGGUAUCAAACUAUCGUCGAUGAUGAUUUACUUAGUGGAGGACAGAAGCAAAGAAUUGCAAUUGCACGGGCCAUCAUUAGGGAUCCAAGCAUUUUGAUCCUCGAUGAAGCAACUAGUGCUCUAGAUGCAGAGAGUGAGUACAAUGUCAAGGGUGUUAUCCGUGCUGUCAGAAAUGAUUUGAAGAGUAGGAGAACUGUUGUGGUAAUUGCACACAGACUUUCAACUAUACAAGCUGCGGAUAGAAUAGUGGUAAUGAAUGGCGGUCGAAUAGUUGAGACCGGCAGUCACAUGGAGCUACUCAAGAAAGACGGUAUGUAUUCGCAGCUGACAGGGAAACAGGCUGGUGCAGUGGCAUGAUCUUGAGCAAAAUCGGCAUAAUAUCAAGCCAAACCUCCCAUAUCAUACACCUACGAUUCGAUGCAGUAUGAAGCUGGACAGUUAGAAUACCAUUAGAUACAUAUUUCUUAUGACUUCCUUUGCAAAUCCCAAUCAUUUGUGAACAUAUAGGAAGAACUGGAGAAGCUCUUGAUAGUUUUUGAAAAAAGAGCUACAGCCCCAUGAAAAUUCUUGUACUAUUUGUACUUCAGUGCAUAAGGUGGGAAGAGCCCUGAGAUGUAAAGGAGCUGGUUUAUAUCAGAAAAUGUUUCAUACAUAAAAUUGGGUACAAAGUAGAAUAUGGCAUAUAUAAAAUUUUGAUUUAAAUGAGCUUA